AUGUAUCUUGGAUACGCGAUUUCCUUCUGGCAAGGCGCCAGGUUUCUCGGUGCAGGCGACAUCCGCCUGGCUUCCGUUGUUACUAUCCUGCUCGCCAUCAUGACUGGCACAUUUUCGAGCCUGUCUGUGGCCGCGAAAAUAUUCGCCGUCAUCGACAGACAAUCGCCGAUCGACCCGACAUCCGGAUCUGGGUCAACAUUGCCUGCCGUUCGUGGCGAGAUCCGAUUCGAAAAUGUGAAAUUGAUCUACCCUUCGCGGCCAGGAGUCACUGUCAUGAAGGAUCUAAGCCUCACUAUUCCAGCCGGCCAAUCCACUGCCAUCGUUGGAGCAAGCGGAUCCAGCAAAUCUACCAUCAUUAGUCUCCUACACCGAUUUUACGAGCCAAUCGAUGGCAAAGUAUUACUAGAUGGGCACGAUAUAACCACAUUAGAUCCUCGGUGGAUCCGACGACAGAUGCCGCUCGUUGGCCAAGAAUCGAUGCUGUUCAAUACGUCUAUAUACAACAAUAUUGCAUACGGCUUUAUUGGGGCCGAUCUGGAGCAUUCUCCUCCUGAUGUAAAGAGAGAGGCUAUAGAGCAGGCUGCGAAACUAGCCAACGCUCACGAUUUCAUCUCCAACCUCCCGAAGUCUUACAGCACUGAAAUCGGCGAGUCUGGCGGUUUGCUCUCUGGUGGUCAGAAACAGCGUAUAGCCAUUGCCCGUGCGAUCGUUUCAAACCCGAAAAUUCUGCUUCUAGACGAGGCCACAUCGGCUUUAGACUCGAAAUCAGAAAAAGUCGUACAAGCAGCGCUUGACAGCGCUUCUGGCUCUAGGACUACCGUUAUUAUUGCACACCGUCUCUCUACCGUCAAGAAGGCGGAUAAAAUCAUCGUUCUCAGCAACGGCGCUGUGGUGGAAGAAGGUACACAUACCGAGUUGCUCGAAAAAGGUGGUGUGUACUCCACUCUCAUCUCGAAACAGCAGAUCAAUGAGAAGAAGAGCGCUAUAGAGGAAGCUACAGACGCUGCCACAAGCGAAACAGUAUCACGGCAAGAGAAGACGGAAAUGCAAAGCUUCGAACAUUCCGUAAAACUUUAUCCAGAUGGAGGAGCCGAUGAAGAAGCUGGUGAAAUUUCCCAGCCAAGCGAAAACAGCAAACAACAUAUUACGACGUGGACACUCAUACGCACAGUUGCACGACUCAACUUACCAGAACAACAUUGGAUGGUACUCGGGUUAUUCUGCUCCAUUAUAUGCGGCGCUGGAUUUCCUGUGUCAGCAGUCUUUCUGGCGAAGCUGAUUGUAGCCAUGACUCAGUUCAAUGUCACGCAAGAUCGAGCGCGUCUGACAAGCGACACAAGCUUUUGGAGCAUCAUGUACAUAGUUUUGGCGGCUGGCCAAUUACUAUCAUUUUCGAUUGAAGGUGUCGCCUUUGCCUAUUGCGGCGAGCGACUCGUACGUCGCGUACGAAUGGAGCAAUUUCGCCAUAUGCUUCGGCAAGAUGCAUCGUACUUUGACAAGAUGACCACCGCGGAGCUCACUGCAACCAUAGCUGGCAACGCAUCAAACAUUGCCGGACUCAGUGGAACCACACUUGGCAGCCUGCUCAACGUGGUGACGACCCUCCUUGGGUCUCUUAUUCUCUCCAUUGCAAUUGGAUGGAAGCUGGCUUUAGUAACGGCGUCUUCCAUACCGAUUCUUAUCGUAUGUGGCUAUCUUCGAUUUGGCAUUCUCUCCAAGUAUCAAGUUCAUACCAAAAAAUGCCACAUUGAAUCAGCAACUGGCGUGUGUGAAGCCAUCGCGAUGAUCCGGACCACGGCUUCGUUCGGGCUCGAACACCAUGUCGCACAAACUUAUUCUGCUGCGCUUGGCAAGCAGCGUCGACUUAAUAUCCUACCUGUUAUCAAGGCAUCCAUUCUAUAUGCGGUGUCGCAAUCACUUGUCUUUCUUUGCAUGGCCCUCGGCUUCUGGUACGGAGGCAUGCUAGUCAUUGCGAAAGAAUACACGGUCUGCAGUUUUACAUCUGCUUCGCCGCAAUCAAAUUCGGAGCACAGUCUUGGAGUACCAUCGAUCGGCUGCCUCCUGGGAACUGCGCCCCUGGGUGGAGUCCUAAUCUACGGCUUCAGAGGCUGUUCCAUCAGUAUCAAGGACUCGCACGAGGUGAUGGACCCACAUGAUCACAGUGUCGAUCCCAGGAACAGUGCAUAUGUGAUGCCAGGAGCAACACUGUUCCCAGAGGCUCUCGCGUCAAUCCUAAAGACGGUUCAAAAGGUUCUGGGAACUGUGUUCUUUGUUCCUGGGAACCUUGUUGCUCCUCGCAUCACAUGCACUGUUCCUGGAAGCAGCCGUGUUCUCUGCGAUGUACCCGAGUUUAAACAGCGACGCCACUCCAGUCUCGUUCUAGAAACAUCAAGAUUGACAGCCCGUCCAAAUUUAACAGAAUAUCGACCUGUCUACUGA
Molecule: messenger RNA, 2439 nt
Organism: Penicillium pulvis
Lineage: Eukaryota; Fungi; Ascomycota; Eurotiomycetes; Eurotiales; Aspergillaceae
Product: ABC transporter
Exons: 3
Coding region: 1-2439 (812 amino acids)
Biological process (GO): transmembrane transport
Cellular component (GO): membrane
Molecular function (GO): ATP binding; ATP hydrolysis activity; ABC-type transporter activity
Source: RefSeq, a predicted model, not a curated record